This is a messenger RNA of Hydra vulgaris (swiftwater hydra), 579 nucleotides long. RefSeq lists its product as uncharacterized. Lineage: Eukaryota; Metazoa; Cnidaria; Hydrozoa; Anthoathecata; Hydridae. The record is from RefSeq and is a predicted model, not a curated record.
AUGGAAAAGAUUAUCAGGGAACAUAUAACUAAAUAUCUUGAAAAAACAAGCUGCAUCUCAAACAAUCAACAUGGAUUUAUGUCCAAAAAGGGAUGCACGUCUAACUUACUGGAAAGUGUCGACUACAUUACGAAAUCGUUAAGCAAAAGAAAUGUUUUAAGCGAAGUUCCACAAGUGUUUGUACUUGAUCCAACAUUAUUCAUCAUCUACAUAAAUAACUUAACGGAUAAUUUAAAAUCAGUUUAUAAAAUCCAUGCUGAUGACAUUAAAAUGUUGCUAGAAAUAAGACCUGAGUUUCACGAUGCUGGUUGUCUGAUUCUUCAAAAAAGUUUAAUCAUUGUCUCAGAGUGGUCAAAAGAAUGGCUUAUGAAAUUAAAUGUUGCAAAGUGUAAAGUUAUGCACCUUGAUCAUGGAAAUAUAAAUCAUGAAUAUGUAAUGAAUGAUGGUAAUACAUCUCUUAUUAUAGCGGCAACGGAUAUUGAAAGAGACCUGGGCAUCUUUACAUCUAACGAUCUAAAAUGGAAUCAACACAUACAGGUUGCAACACGUAGAGAAAAUAUGAUACUUGGCCUAAUUUAA